Molecule: messenger RNA, 3341 nt
Organism: Manis javanica (Malayan pangolin)
Lineage: Eukaryota; Metazoa; Chordata; Mammalia; Pholidota; Manidae
Gene: SLC6A3
Product: solute carrier family 6 member 3
Biological process (GO): amino acid transport; neurotransmitter transport; nitrogen compound transport
Cellular component (GO): plasma membrane
Molecular function (GO): dopamine:sodium symporter activity
Source: RefSeq, a predicted model, not a curated record
CGGGGCCCGGAGGUGUCCCCGUUCCCUGAGUACGCGCAGGCCCAGGAGAAGAGCCCCGCUGGUCGCGGCUUGGCGGCCGCCGCCCCCUCUGCGCGGUCCGGGACGUGGGGGCGGACAAGGGGCGCGGCCCAGGCUGGUCCUCCGCCCACCCGGGGCGGGGCGGGCCCGGCGACACUUAAGAGCCCGGAGGUCGCGUCCGCCCAGCGCAGCGGGAUCGGAGUCCGAGCCUCUUCGGACUCUGCGCAGCGCGACCCCCAGAGCCGAGGCUGCGGCUGCAGCGAGCAGCCCAAGGGGAGAAGCACGGGAUUCCUAGAGUCCAGUCUGCCCAUGAGCACAAGCAGAUGCCCAGUGGGACUGAUGUCCUCCGUGGUGGCCCCAGCUAAGGAGCCCAACGCCACAGGCCCGAAGGCCGUGGAACUUGUCCUGGUCAAGGAGCAAAAUGGGGUGCAGCUCACGAACUCCACCCUCGUCAGCACCCCGCAGUCCCCCUUGGAGCCCCAGGAACGGGAGACCUGGAGCAAGAAAAUCGACUUCCUCCUCUCUGUGAUUGGCUUUGCGGUGGACCUAGCCAACGUCUGGCGCUUCCCCUACCUGUGCUACAAAAACGGUGGCGGCGCCUUCCUGGUCCCCUACCUGCUCUUCAUGGUCAUCGCUGGCAUGCCACUGUUCUACAUGGAGCUGGCCCUCGGGCAAUUCCACAGGGAAGGGGCUGCCGGCAUCUGGAAGAUCUGCCCCAUCCUGAAAGGCGUGGGCUUCACGGUCAUCCUCAUCUCGCUGUACGUGGGCUUCUUCUACAACGUCAUCAUCGCCUGGGCGCUGCAUUACUUCUUCUCCUCCUUUGCCACGGAGCUGCCGUGGACCCGCUGCAACCACACGUGGAACAGCGCCAGCUGCUUGGACAUGCCCCCCGGUAACUCCACCCAGGGCCCCAACAACACCUUCAGGACCACACCCGCUGCCGAAUACUUUGAGCGCGGGGUGCUGCACCUCCAUGAGAGCCGCGGCAUCGACGACCUGGGCCCUCCCCGGUGGCAGCUCGCGUCCUGCCUGGUGCUGGUCAUCAUCCUGCUCUACUUCAGCUUGUGGAAGGGUGUGAAGACUUCCGGGAAGGUCGUGUGGAUCACGGCCACCAUGCCAUAUGUGGUCCUCUUCGCCCUGCUCCUGCGAGGAAUCACCCUUCCUGGAGCCAUUGAUGGCAUCAAAGCAUACCUGAGCGUCGACUUCCACCGGCUCUGCGAGGCCUCUGUCUGGAUAGAUGCUGCCACCCAGAUAUGCUUCUCCCUGGGCGUUGGGUUUGGGGUGCUAAUUGCCUUCUCCAGUUACAAUAAAUUCACCAACAACUGCUACAGGGACGCGAUCAUCACCACCUCUGUCAACUCCCUGACGAGCUUCUCCUCCGGCUUCGUGGUCUUUGCCUUCCUGGGGUACAUGGCCCAGAAGCACAGUGUUCCCAUCGGGGACGUGGCCAAGGAUGGGCCCGGCCUGAUUUUCGUCAUCUAUCCCGAGGCGCUCGCCACGCUCCCGCUGUCCUCGGCCUGGGCUGCAGUGUUCUUCAUCAUGCUACUGACCCUGGGGAUCGACAGCGCUAUGGGGGGGAUGGAGUCGGUGAUCACCGGGCUCAUCGAUGAGUUCCAGCUGCUGCACAGGCACCGGGAGCUCUUCACCCUCGCAGUAGUGCUGGCCACCUUCCUCCUCUCCCUCUUCUGCGUCACCAACGGCGGCAUCUAUGUCUUCACACUGCUGGACCACUUCGCAGCUGGCACUUCCAUCCUCUUUGGAGUGCUCUUCGAGGCCAUCGGGGUGGCCUGGUUCUACGGCGUGCGGCAGUUCAGCGAUGACAUCCAGCAGAUGACUGGGCAGCGGCCCAGCCUCUACUGGCGGCUGUGCUGGAAGUUCGUGAGCCCCUGCUUCCUCCUGUUCGUGGUCGUGGUCAGCAUCGUGACCUUCCGGCCCCCGCACUAUGGCACCUACGUCUUCCCGGAGUGGGCCAACGUGCUGGGCUGGGCCAUUGCCGCAUCCUCCAUGUCCAUGGUGCCCAUCUACGCAGCCUACAAGUUCUGCGGCUUGCCUGGGUCUUUGCGGGAGAAACUGGCCUAUGCCAUCACUCCUGAGAAGGAGCGCGAGCAGGUGGAUGGGGGAGGUGCGCCAGUUCACGCUCCGCCACUGGCUCAUGGUGUAGAAAGGAGCAGAGAAGGGAGAUGCGGGCGGCCUCCUGCUGUGCGAGAGUUGCCAGCCAAGAAGGGCUUCAAAGUUCCCGGAGGCGGGGGCCGCUUCCGCUCUCUGACUUCUGCUUUUCGGGAACCACUCAGACGCUUCGCCUUCUGACGCUUGCUGUCCACCCGUGUCGCUGUGAUAGACGUAGAUCUGUGCUGGUCCUGCAGGUAGAAACGUCUAGUCCGUGUCUAUUUGUAUAAAGCCUCAGCCCAGGGUCGCCCCGACCCAGGCACUGAGGAAUGUGGUAAUUACAGAGGCCCUCUGCCGGAAACCCAGCCUCUCAGUAGCUUCCUGCAUCAUUUACUUUGCUCAUAUUUAAAAAGCCACAUAUCAUAGUAUCAUAUUGCCUAAUUGUGCGGAAGGUGAAGCGGAGGAAACUGUGUCAACAGCGAAAAGUGGGGCCUGCAUCUCCAGGGCACGCAGCCUGCUCAGAGCCCGCCGAGCACGGGUGGCCUGGCGUGUGUGGUGGCAACAGGAUUCACUCCUGCCGCCGAGAGAACCACGCUCCCUGCGGGUGCCACCACUUCUACAGCUGAGUUCUGCCCCGCUCACGGUCUGCCCCAGGACCCCGGCCCAGAGAGCAUCUCCUCAGAGCAGAGGUGCUUCCCUGCCAGCAGCCCAGCCCGCAGAGCCCCAGGCAGCAGCCAGAGACCAGGGACCCCAGAGGAGACUGCCAGAACUUCAGGUCCCUGGCACACAGCACAUCCAAACACUUCUUAUGUCCAGGAAUGCCUUCUUAAAUCAGACUUACCUGUGAGUGGCAAGUAGCUCUCAAUGCAGGCCUGGUCUCUGAAAAAUCCCUUUGCUGGUGUUGCCUUGUUGGAGAACAUUAGCAAACAGCCAGGAGCUCUCGGGCUCUGCCCCCAGGGAAGAGGCCCUGUGCCCGGGGACAAGCCGGUGCCCAGCCACCUCCAGCAUCCCUGCCGGGGCCUCGGCGCCUCGGGUGUGGAACUUGCUGCCGGCCAAAGCUGGCUGGCUGACCUGAGGUCGUCUGCACCUGCGCUGAGAGGACCCGGCCUCCCCUCCCUUCCCAAGGCACCGAGUAGUCUGUAGAGAACCGGCGUUGUCACUGUCUGUCCCCCUAGUCAGCAUCUCAGGAGGCUCUCACCAAAUAAAACAAGUCUGUG